AUGGUCUUGUCUGUAGUGGCAGGUGCUCAAACACAGGAAACUACAGAAUUUGAUCUAAUGGUGGAUGACAUCAAAAUGCCAAACACAGCAAGAAGUUCUAUUGUUCCAGAAACUUCACUUUGGAGUUCUCCUGUUCCAUAUGUUUUGGAGAAUAAUCUGGAUCUGAAUGCAAAAGGCAUCAUCCUGAAAGCAUUUGAUCAGUUUAGACUGAAGUCGUGCAUUGACUUUAAACCGAGGGAGCAUGAGGACUACUACAUUUCUGUGAAAAAACUUGAAGGUUGUUGGUCUUACAUCGGUCGGAGCAAAAUAAAUGGACAUGAACUCUCUAUUGGACAAGACUGUGACCAAAUUGCCAUCGUUGAACAUGAGUUUUUUCAUGCUCUGGGUUUUUACCAUGAACAUUCCAGAUAUGACCGUGAUAAUUUUAUCUCUAUUCAUUUGGAAAAUGUUAUUGAAGGUUUUCAGUAUAAUUUUAGAAAAGUUCUAGCAGAUGUUAGCACCACACGUGGAACUUCAUAUGAUUAUUGGUCUGUGAUGCACUAUAGUAAUGAUGCAUUUUCUAAUGGAAAUGGGUUAACAAUUACUACCAUCGACCCAGCAUACCAAGACAUUAUAGGUCAAAGAUACGAAGUGAGUGCCACUGACAUUAAAGAGCUGAAUCUCCUCUACAAAUGCAACUCCACCAUCGCAUUUCUAAUGCAUUGUAGCUUUUCUGAUGGAACCAUGUGUGAAAUGAUCAAACGCUCAACAGCAUCAAAUGGCUGGGAAAUUGUGUCACAAGCAGCUGGACAACCUUCCUUUGACCACACAAGUCUAAACUCCACUAUGCACAGUGUAGGGCCAAGUUACUUUAUGCAUGUGAGCACAGCAACUGGACAGGAGGGAGACUCAGCCUGGCUGGAAACCAAGGCAGUAACACCUAAAGGGGAGUGUCAUGUCCAGUGUCUGCAGUUUUAUUACUUUCACAGCGGAAGUGUGUCAGACCAGCUCAACAUCUGGUUCAGAGAGUUUCAAGAUGAGCAUGAUGUCACAGGACAGCGCCAUCUGGCUGCACAGAUAACAGGUCAGUUAACAUCCCACUGGCAGCUGCAUCAUGUUUCUUUAAAUGCAACAAAGUCCUUCCAAGUGGAGUUUGAAGUGAGAAAAGGAGCUGGGAGUUCUACAGGUGGCAUCUCAAUUGAUGACAUCAAUUUGUCAGAACUGGAGUGCCCACAUGUUACGCUGCAGAUAAAUGAUUUUGACCAAAUUUCAGGAAAAACUCGUGUGUACUACACCCCAUCUCAGCAUUCCAAAGAAGGCUAUGUGUACAGAUUUGGAGCAUUAGUCUUCGACACUGGUUCAGAGGCAGUGUUUGUGCAAAUGUUAUCUGGAAACUUUGAUAAUCAGCUGGAGUGGCCUGUUCCACGCAGGCAGGUCAUUUUACAAUUUGUAGAUCAACAUCCCAACAUCCAGUUACAGAUGUCCAAGCAAGUUAUUUUCACCAGUGGGAGCUCAAGUUGGGAUAAUCCUAGAAAAACUGGGAAGUACUAUGUGGAUGGAAACAAUCAAACAGUCUACUAUGGUAAAAAAAAUUGGUUAUGUGUAUGAGAAGCAAGUAGUAAAUUACAGAAACAUCUUUAAGGGAAACAGUGCAGUUU
This is a messenger RNA of Periophthalmus magnuspinnatus, 1637 nucleotides long. Its product is annotated as meprin A subunit beta-like. The record is from RefSeq and is a predicted model, not a curated record. Gene Ontology annotation, molecular function: metalloendopeptidase activity; protein binding; zinc ion binding. Gene Ontology annotation, cellular component: membrane. Gene Ontology annotation, biological process: proteolysis. The coding region runs from base 1 to 1587 and encodes 528 amino acids. The transcript is spliced from 12 exons. Lineage: Eukaryota; Metazoa; Chordata; Actinopteri; Gobiiformes; Gobiidae.